Messenger RNA from Xyrauchen texanus (razorback sucker), 3697 nucleotides. RefSeq names its product tetratricopeptide repeat protein 9A. Gene Ontology annotation, molecular function: protein binding. The record is from RefSeq and is a predicted model, not a curated record. NCBI's taxonomy places the organism in Eukaryota, Metazoa, Chordata, Actinopteri, Cypriniformes, Catostomidae. Bases 673 to 1386 code for a protein of 237 amino acids. The transcript is spliced from 3 exons.
ACACACACACACACACACACACACACACACACACACACACACACACACACACACACACACAUUUUUUACUUUUAUUUAAAUGUAUGUGAGUAAACAAUGAUUGUGUCCUGCAGUGAAAGAAAAGAAAGCAGAUCUUCUGAAUCAAAGGGGGAUCAAAAGGAAGGCGAGAUUCAAGUGUGUCUGACAGCAGCUGUUUUUGUCUGUUCUGUGUUCUAGGAGGCAGAAACACGUCACUCAAAAUAAUCAUUUGAGCAUGAGAAAUGCUUUGUUAACGGGUGACUUGCUCUCAGCUGGAUUUCAAUGGAAACGGGACAUCGCACGGGGGGCCUGACAGACUGGUUUUCGCGCUCCAUCCGUGAUGACCGCAUUUCUUAAGGGCAGCGCGAGCACGCGUGCAUCGAUGCGCACGCUCACUCCCGUUUGAGUCAUUCGGUAAAAGCAGGACGUGUCGAGCUCUUCCCGUUCCUUUCCGCCAGAGAAAAAGGACCAGUGUGGAAAUGAGUGAAAAUUCAUAGCAUCGUGUGAACAAUCAGAGAAUCCAUAUUUUAAAAGCAAAUAGCGAAUAGCGUGCUGACAGAGUCUACACACACGGAACGGUAACAGAGGCAGCGAACGAGGCUUUGAAACGUGCGCGAGAUACCUGCAUCCAGAUACAGUAGCUGGAUCGGUGAUAUGAGCGUGGACCAGGGCAGAUUUGAAGGAAUGCUCCGCAACAGAAACGGCGCGAUGAGCGUCAUGACCAGCUCCACCGGUCAGUCACAGUGCGUCGUGCAGCCCCCCGGUGGCCGGAGCCGCGGAGACGCGCGCCAUCCGCAGCACGCGCCUCAUCAGAGUGGUUCGGUAGUAAAACCGCAAAACGAGCCGGCGGAACUGGUGAAACGCGCGCUGGACUUCAAGACGCAGGGCACGCAGUGUUACAAGGAUAAAAAAUACCGAGAGGCCAUCGGGAAGUACCAUCGCGCGCUGCUGGAAAUGAAGGGUCUCUGUCGCGUGCUAGGGGACCCUGACACCAGCAAGUCCCCGUCCACCGUCCUGACGAGCAUCAGCAAGUCCAGCCUGACAGACGAGCAGAAAGGCGCGGUGGAGAACGCGGAGCUGGAGUGCUACAACAGCCUGGCAGCAUGUCUGUUGCAGAUGGAGCUGGUAAAUUAUGAACGAGUGAAAGAAUACUGUCUGAAGGUUCUGAGAAAGGAGGGCGAAAAUUUUAAAGCUCUGUACCGCUCUGGUGUGGCGUAUUAUCACCUGGGAGACUUCAACAAAGCCUUGCACUACCUGAAAGAGUCGCACAAACAACAGCCCACAGACACUAAUGUCAUCCGCUACAUUCAGCUCACGGAAAUGAAGAUUCGCAGGAAUGCCCAAAGAGAGAAAUCUGAAGUUCCGUAAACAACUCCUGCUUUAACAGCUUUCCACUGCGCGGACACCUCACACUCCCCUCAUCGCACAUUUUGUGGACGAGGUUUGGCAUUUCAUGGAAGACUUGAUUCCAAUGAGGGCAACACACCUGUCUCAGCUGACUUCCUGUCAAAAAUGGUCUUUGAAUCAGACUGAAGAGCUGAAUCAGGUGUGCUGUGCCCUGCAGUAGACCGUGGAGACCAGGUAUAGAGACCACAAAUGCCAUUUAUUAUACUUUUUGAAGUAUUAAUCAUUUGUGGUAUAAAAAGUUUUGGGUUUUAUUGUUGGCGGGGGGGAUUUCAAAGGGUGAUUUUGGUCUUAUAUUGUGCCCCACAAAACACGCUUUGUGGAUCUUUUUGUGGCUGAUGUAACAUAUUUUCCAUUUGAAUGCAGCUUUUUUUAUUUGCAUAUUGCUUUUGGAUCAUAACUCUGUUUUUAUUAUUGAGAAAACUGCCAACUGAACACAUGAAGCUCCUUUAUUGAAGUGCAAUUAAGUGUCACUACCAGUAAACAUGAUGGCAACAUUGAUAGUACACAACCUACUCUUCUCUUAACACCCAUUUUCAAAUCGCAGUAGGAAAGAUCUGACAUUCACUCAGUGGGUUUAUGUGUACAGACAAACAUUUACACACGUACAGUGGACUUAAAGGAAUAUUCCAAGUUGAAUACAAGCAAGUUCAGUUGACCGCAUUUGUGGCAUAAUGUUGAUUUCUUAAAAAGAAGAAUAUACAAUCGGGGUUAGACUGAAGCAUUUACAAUGGAAGUGAAUGGGGCCAAUCUUUUGAGGGUUUAAAUGCAGAAAUGUGAAGCUUAUAAGUUUAUAAAAGCACUUACCUUAAUUCUUCUGUUAUUUAUGGUUUAAAGUGUUAUGUCGUCACAGCAACCAACUGCAACUUCACAAUUAAAUCAUGUUAUUCCAAAUAUUAUUCGCGUCUUGUGGCUAUACCUUUAAAACAGUGAGUCUUGGAACAUUUGUUGGUGGCCCCAUUCACUUCCAUUGUAAGUGCCUCACUGUAACCCAGAUUUGAAAAGGAGGGGGAAAUCAAAAUUAAUUUGUAUGGUAAUCCACAUUGUGCUACAAAUGCCGUUUAUUGAGCUUAACUUGUAUUGAACCCGGAAUAUUCCUUUAAAGAGUGCAAGCAUGUGAAUCAAGCACAGUCUCUCACCCACACAAAAGCAUGUAGGAGUAAAAUAAACUGUGAUCCUUGUUAUGUUUAGGAGUGCGUGUUUUUUGUUUGUGCUGUGAUAUAUCAGUGAUUCUUUUUUAGCAUUGUGUGUAAUCUGAUAAAAAAUUAUUAGUUACUGUACUCUUAUUACUUUUUAGUAAAAAAGGCGUUUAACACUAUAUUUUGAAUUCUUAUUAAAGUAAAUUACUAAAUAAUAUUUAUGUAAAACAUCUUUAAAACAUAAAUUAUGUUUACAUGUACGUCUGUUUGCGUUUCUUUGUCAGAAAAGUGUUUGACUUGCGUGCGACAAUGAACCAGGAGGAAAUAUGGACGUUGAGCAGAACAACAAAAUAUUUUCUGUAAAGUGUUUUAGAAAGUUACUUAAAAGUAAAGUCAUUAGUAAUUUGAUUACUUUUUCCAAUUUAAUAAUUGAUAAAGUAAUCUUUUUACAAACUUAGGGAAAUAAUUAGUCAUUUGAAUAACUUAACAACACUCUUCUUUUUGAUAGUAAGGAGUGUACAAGUACUCAUUUGGUGACUAAUAGAUUUUACUUGAUGGUCUCUUAAAAAAAUGACCUUUUAUAUAAUAGGUUUUGACAGAGAAAGUACUUCAUCUGUUUUGUCUUUAAUAUUUCAUUUAAUAUUUCUCUACUCUACACAGCUUAUUAUGGGUUUUAUUUGAAGCUAUACAGCAGGUACAAAUAGUCCAAUUCAGUGCUAGUUGCUAUGGUGAGGUUCCAUGGAAAUCAUCCUUGGAGACAGAUGGGUUGAUGUCCUAGACAUGCUGGCUUUGAAACAGCUAGACACACAUCUCUGUAAUGUAGAAAAAUGAAAGCUUAAACUGUUGAAUGCAUCUAACUGUCAUUUAAAAUGCUGCUCUUGAUGAGUAAGCAUUUACUUAUUGUGUUAAAUUUGUAGUUAUGUGGGGCAUUGAGGCUAACUUUAUCACAGAGCUCAAAUUGAAUAAAUAAAAUGUAAUGUUUACGGAAGUGACACAGAUGGAAAAUCUCAUUUCAAAAAUAGUAAACAAUACACACCUCCAAAAAAUGUGAAUCCAGGUGCAUGACCAAAAAAACUAAAUAUACAUAUAUAUACUGUAUAUACAGCAUGUAUCAAUAAAAACAUGCAUCAAAUUUG